GAAAAAAAUGGCCAAUACGGGUGUAUUACCAUUUGUACGGGGUAUAGAUUUUACAAAAAAUGACUUUAGUAAUACAAAUUUUCCCUCAGCGGUAAAAUUAAUGACCCGCGUCCAAUGGCUGAAUUUGGAUAAAACAAAUUUGAAGGAAAUACCCGAAGAAAUGGGAAAUCUACUCAAACUCGAGCAUUUGAGUUUGAAACACAACCAAUUGGAAAAACUAUUUGGUGAAUUAACCGAGCUGACAUGUUUACGUUCAUUGAAUUUGAGAAAAAAUCAAAUUAAAAGUAGUGGCGUACCACCCGAAUUAUUUCGUUUGGAUGAAUUGACUACCUUGGAUUUAUCACACAACAAGUUGAAAGAGGUUCCCGAAGGUUUGGAGAAAGCGAAAAGUUUGUUGGUAUUGAAUUUAAGUCACAACAAUAUUGAGGCGAUUCCAACGGCCUUGUUUAUACAUCUAACGGAUUUAUUGUUUUUGGAUUUAUCCCACAAUAAAUUGGAAACAUUGCCACCACAGACUAGACGAUUGGCUAAUUUACAGACGUUGAUAUUGGCUGACAACCCGUUGGAGUUAUUUCAGUUGCGCCAAUUGCCUUCGUUACAAAAUCUUGAAGUUUUGAAUAUGCGCAAUACUCAGCGCACACUUUUGAAUUUCCCUACUACUCUUGACAGUUUGUCCAAUUUGGCCGAACUGGAUUUAUCGCAAAAUAAUCUUCCCAAAGUUCCUGAUUGUGUAUACAAUUUGCCAAAUUUAAAAAGAUUGAAUCUCAGCGACAAUGCCAUAACUGAACUAAGUUCCAGUGUAGAGUUUUGGCAACGUUUAGAGGUUCUCAAUCUAUCACGCAACGAAUUGACCGUGUUGCCAGCUGCUUUGUGCAAACUAGCGCAAUUAAGAAGACUUUACUUGAAUGACAAUCGAUUGGAUUUUGAGGGCAUUCCAUCAGGGAUUGGCAAGUUGUGUUGUUUGGAGGUAUUUUCAGCAUCCAAUAAUUUGCUGGAAAUGAUCCCUGAGGGUCUCUGCCGUUGUGGUGCAUUGAAAAGACUUAAUCUAUCUUCGAACCGCUUGAUUACAUUGCCAGAUGCUAUACAUCUCUUGGAUGGUUUAGACCAGUUGGAUUUGCGCAACAAUCCCGAUUUGAUUAUGCCUCCGAAACCAACUGAGGCCACCAAGGGUUCAGGUAUUGAAUUCUAUAAUAUAGAUUUCUCCUUACAAACACAACUUCGCCUGGCUGGUGCAGCGGUACCACCGUCUGUACCUGUCACAUCCACGCCCAAAGAUUCUACUGCCCGCAAAAUUCGUCUACGACGUGGUCCUCGGAAUGACUCUGCUCAAGACUCGGCAAAAAUACUUAAGGGUAUGAAAGAUGUAGCCAAGGAUAAAGACGAUGCUGAGGCCAAUCGUUCUUGGUGCAACGAUUCUGAUGAAGUACGACCUGAGUCCCUUAAGCCUAAGCGUUGGGAUGAGUCUUUGGAGAAACCUCAAUUGGACUAUUCGAAAUUCUUUGAGAAAGAAGACGGCCAUUUGCCUGGUAUUACAAUAUGGGAAAUUGAGAAUUUUCUUCCGAACAAAAUAGAAGAAGUUGCACAUGGAAAAUUCUACGAAGGCGACUGUUAUAUUGUGCUCAAGACGAGUUUUGACGAUAUGGAUCAACUCAAUUGGGAAAUAUAUUUUUGGAUUGGUAGUCAGUCAACAUUGGACAAAAGAGCUUGUGCUGCAAUUCAUGCAGUAAAUUUACGAAACUUUUUGGGUGCUCGUUGUCGAACAAUUCGUGAGGAACAGAAUGACGAAUCUGAAGAAUUUUUAAAUCUUUUUGAUACUGAAGUGACAUACAUUGAAGGUGGCCGUACUGCAACUGGUUUCUAUACAGUCGAAGAUAUGUUGUACACCAUUCGGUUAUAUCGUGUGCAUGCGGCUGGUGCUUCGGUACACAUGGAACCUGUAUCCGUUGGCUUUGAAUCAUUAGAUCCACGCUAUUCAUUUGUGCUUGACUGCGGGAUCAAAAUGUUCAUCUGGAUGGGAAGAUGUUCGAAGAAUACUUUAAAUUCGAAAACACGUCUAAUGACGGAGAAGAUUAAUAAAACCGAACGAAAGAAUAAAUGCGAAAUUAUUGUGGAAAGUCAAGGUGAUGAGAGUGAAGAGUUUUGGCAACGUUUGGGCUGUGAUCCGGAAGAAGCACCCAAACAAAAGAUUAUACAGCAUGUGCAGGAGAAUUUUGUGCCACCUGUACCCAGAUUAUACCAAGUGCAAUUAGGGAUGGGUUAUUUGGAGUUGCCUCAGGUUGAAGUACCCGAACAAAAACUGGUCAAUACUUUGCUAGUCAGUAAAAAUGUUUAUAUACUGGACUGCUUUACCGAUUUGUUUGUGUGGUUUGGUAAAAAAUCGACUCGUUUAGUGAGAGCGGCUGCCAUCAAACUUUCCCGGGAACUAUUUAAUAUGAUAGCACGACCCUCGUAUGCACUAGUUACACGUCUGCAAGAAGAUACCGAAACGCAAAUUUUCAAAUCGAAAUUUAUUGGUUGGGACGAGGUGAUGGCAGUCGAUUUUACACGUACUGCCAACUCUGUAGCAAAGACAGGAGCAGAUUUAACAAAAUGGGCUAAACAGCAGGAAACUCGUGCUGAUUUGGCGGCUUUGUUCAUGCCACGACAAAAUCCUAUGCCACUUAGUGAAGCUGAACAGUUGGAGGAGGACUGGAAUUACGAUUUAGAGGCAAUGGAAGCAUUUGUAUUAGAGGGUAAGAAGUUUGUGCGUUUACCGGAGGAGGAAGUUGGCCACUUUUAUACGGGAGAAUGUUAUGUGUUCUUGUGUCGUUACUGCAUACCGGCCGACGAUGAUGAAGAUGGUGCCGAAUUAGACGACAGUAAACCACCACCUGACGAUGAAAUACAAUGCAUUGUGUACUUUUGGCAAGGUCGCAAUGCUGGCAAUAUGGGUUGGUUAACAUUCACUUUUACUCUACAAAAGAAAUUCAAAACUAUGUUUGGCGAAGAACUGGAAGUUGUUCGCAUCCAUCAACAACAAGAGAAUUUAAAAUUUUUAGCCCACUUUAAGCGCAAAUUUAUCAUACACACUGGCAAGCGCAAGGACAAGUCAAAGACUCCUGAUGGCAAAGCUGCUGUAGAGUUUUUCCAUUUACGUUCAAAUGGUGGUGCUUUGUGUACAAGACUUAUACAAAUCCAACCGGAUGCUUCGUUCCUUAAUUCAGCAUUUUGUUAUAUUUUGUAUGUGCCAUUCGAAACUGAAGAUGAAUCCCAAUCGGGCAUUGUUUAUGUGUGGUUGGGUUCGAAAAGUUGUCCAGAAGAGGCUAAAUUAAUACAAGAAGUUGCAGAAGACAUGUUCAAUAGUCCCUGGGUGAGUUUACAAAUCCUAAAUGAGGGUGAAGAGCCGGAAAACUUUUUCUGGGUGGCUCUGGGUGGACGUAAACCUUAUGACACCAAUGCUGAGUACAUGAACUUUACACGCUUGUUCAGAUGCUCCAAUGAAAAGGGCUAUUUUACUGUUGCCGAAAAAUGCACAGAUUUCUGUCAAGAUGAUUUGGCAGACGAUGACAUAAUGAUACUGGACAAUGGAGAACAGGUAUUCCUUUGGUUAGGAUCGCGUUGCAGUGAGGUGGAAAUUAAAUUGGCUUACAAGUCAGCACAAGUAUACAUUCAGCAUAUGCGCAUCAAACAACCUGAACGUUCGCGCAAAUUAUUUUUAACACUUAAGAAUAAAGAAUCCAAACGUUUUACAAAAUGCUUCCACGGCUGGGGUAUUCAUAAAUCACCACCAGAGUAAAUGUGAUUUCCUUAUUUUUGUAUGCCAUUUGCUGCUUGUCGUGCAAAUUUCUAAUGCACAUGAUGACAUUAAGAUUUUCUUAAUUUUUAUUUUAUUAUACAAUGUAAAAUGUUUUAAAUAUUUAACACGCAUACAACAUGCAUAUGUUUUUACACAUUUAUAACAAUUUAUUACCCUUUCACUUAAUAUUCAUAAAGUAUUUAAUAUUAUUAUAACUUCUCCUAUAAUUUUUUUGUAUUUUUAGCUAUUUGUUUUUUAACAAAAAUAUAUACUCCAUACACGACAUGUGUAUGUAAUCAAAUACUUAUA
Calliphora vicina (urban bluebottle blowfly) is the source of this 4084-nucleotide messenger RNA. RefSeq names its product FLII actin remodeling protein (gene fliI). Gene Ontology annotation, biological process: actin polymerization or depolymerization; actin filament severing; barbed-end actin filament capping. Gene Ontology annotation, molecular function: actin filament binding; phosphatidylinositol-4,5-bisphosphate binding. The record is from RefSeq and is a predicted model, not a curated record. The transcript is spliced from 6 exons. Bases 8 to 3775 code for a protein of 1255 amino acids. Gene Ontology annotation, cellular component: actin cytoskeleton; cytoplasm; nucleus. Lineage: Eukaryota; Metazoa; Arthropoda; Insecta; Diptera; Calliphoridae.